Molecule: messenger RNA, 336 nt
Organism: Perkinsus marinus ATCC 50983
Lineage: Eukaryota; Perkinsozoa; Perkinsida; Perkinsidae
Exons: 5
Coding region: 1-336 (111 amino acids)
Source: RefSeq, a predicted model, not a curated record
AUGCUUAAAGGUGCUGCUCCUGUUACUGUUCGUAAUAUACCUGCUCUUAUACCAGCUACUAUCAUGUUUGCUGUUAGUAGUAGAGUUAUACAGAAUAAUAUUAUGAUAUCAUCAUGUUAUAAUGAUGUAUUAAAACAAAAUACUAAUCUUGGACAUAUGUGCCGAACCUUCCUAGCACAGAUAAGAGGAGGAGGAGGAGGAGGAAUACACCCAUUAUCACCAUCUCACGAAGGAGAUAUCAGCAACCCCACUGCCUCUUAUCUAUCAUCACCGUAUGAACAUCAUGCUACAUCUCAUUCUAAUGAGAGGAGGAGAUUCUUCUUCAUUAUUGUCUGA